Molecule: messenger RNA, 2381 nt
Organism: Actinia tenebrosa (Australian red waratah sea anemone)
Lineage: Eukaryota; Metazoa; Cnidaria; Anthozoa; Actiniaria; Actiniidae
Product: HAUS augmin-like complex subunit 1
Biological process (GO): centrosome cycle; spindle assembly
Cellular component (GO): HAUS complex; cytosol
Source: RefSeq, a predicted model, not a curated record
UAUGAACGAUCGAGCGUAGAACUUGUAAAAUACAAGCCACAGUGGACCAUAGUAAAACAACUGUCCAAACACACAAAAUAUCGUCUCCAAAAUAACUUAACAAAGAUGGAGCUAAAUGAACAAAAGCACUUUAAGGUAAAAUUGUGGCUGGAAGGAUUAUUUGGUGAUGAGCCCAUUCCUCAAUAUGAGAUCAACAACAAAACUAUUGAAAUAUUAGAACAGAUGGCAGACAGGAACAUGAGAUGUGACCGUGAUGCAGAGAUCGUGAUUGAAGACAUGGUUCAGAAAACAGCUGAAUAUGAUUUUGAGGCACAGAGAAUAAGCAGAAUAUUGAAUGAUGUUGGAAUCACACUAACAAGUUUAUCACAGUCUGGUUCACAUAGCAUCAAAACACUCUCAGAAGUCUCUCUUCUCCUAGGACUUAAGGAUUGCUCGUCAUCRAGCCUAAUGCUAGGCAUAGCCAACCAAUCUUGUGCCUUAGAUGCUAUUCUGGAUGAAAGAGCAGAAGAGAAAAGAGUUUAUUCCAGGCUUUUGGCCAAGACGAAAUCCUCAUUAGUUAAAGCCAACACUUUGCAAAGAGCUCUGGAAACCCUAGAGGAGCAACAUACAUUACAAAAGCCAAUCUUGGAUAAAAGGUCCCAAGAAACUGGAUUCUUACAAAGUAAAGCAAAAGAAUAUCAAAGGAUUGUAAAAGAGCUAGAGGAAUACCAGAAGUCAUUGGGGCUUGAGUCAAGUAUUUUUCAUGAAAAUUUAGUAAAGAAAGCUGAGGAUAUCAACUUGCUAAAAGAGAAAAGUAAACCACUGAAAAAUAAGUUGGAAAGUUAUCAAAAUUUACCUCCAGAUUUAUCACUUGCUAAAGUCAAAGUAGAAGAGGCAAAGAGAGAACUAGCAAGACUGGAGCAGCAGUUAUCAAGCAACAUUGAUAUGCUACAUAUUUGAUGGUACUGUAUAGAUGUACAAGUGAUUACAACAACGGUUUCUAUUUCUUUGGGAGGAGCUAGAAUUUUGUAACAUCCUCAUUCCUCUAGGCCUUCUUAGCUUGGGCAACUUUUCUCAUUUCAUACCAUAAGUCAUUCCCUAUAAUAUCAUUACUUUGUUUAAUGGUUGUGCAUGAGAAGACACAUGAAUAUGAGCUAUAUCUCAAACAAAGAAGUAUACACUGGAAUGACACAAGGUCUGAAAUGGGUGAACACCAUGCUCUAGGGGAGGUUUGAUGUUGGAGUGCAGGUUAUGAACCUGUAAAAAAGGCAACUAAUUUGGACAAAAAUAAAAGGAAUUUGCAUUGCUAGUGUUAGGCUAGUGUUCAUCCAUUUUCUUGAGAAAAUGUAGUCUGCAUUCUAGUAAUACAAUUCCAUAACAACCAAAAUCAUUCUGGUGAAACUUAAAUAGCCCAAAAUUAUUGUAAGCAGCUUAUUAGAUGAUUUGAAGAGACUUCAUAUAUAUGAUCACAAGUAGGAUGAAAAAAAAUUUUUUUUCUAUAUAUGUGCUCUGAAAAUAAUGUAAUAAUGUAAUGCAAUACUCCUUUUUACAGUUCCAUUCAGUGACCAUGAAUAAUAGUUCCUAGCUCAGGCUGGAGUUUCCACGCAUGAUAAACUGUAGUUUUGCUACAGUAUGCGCGGAAGCUCCAGCCUCAGCUAGGAAGUAUUAUUCGUGGUCACAGAAUGGCACUGUAAAAAGGAGUAUAGAGACAAAGCUGGAUUCAAGAAAUUACUUUUCAGCUUUCCUAACCCAUAUUGAAGAUAUGUGUUCCCUGCUAGCAGAGUCUCCUCCUUGGUGAUUCUUGGCAGAGAAUUCUUGCCAAGAAUUGCCAACGAGGGAGAUUCUGCUAGCAAGGAAGAAGCUGUGUAAUGUAGAUUUGACACAAACUACAUUAAUUUAUAUUGCAAGUUGAACUGAAGACGUUUCACAAAAAAUAGUGCAAGAUGUACUACAUUCGCUAGUUUUAAAACUCAUUUCUUUGAACAUUUUGGUGAGCUGUCAAAUCUUUUGCUUCAUAUCUAACAAUAUUGAUCUGCCCUUUUUUAACUUCUGGAUAUGCAAAGCAUAGUUGAAACAAGUUAUUUGUUUUCGUGCAAAUUAACCAGAAAAGGUCAAGUCUGAACUCAAUCCACGAGACUGAGAUAUUGAGCACUUUAAUUUUUACAAUGCCAGUAAUUUCACGCUUAAUUAUUUUCAAUUAACUAAUCCAUGAUUGUUUGAAUGAAGAGGAAUGUGUCAGAUCAGAAGUAAACAAAAACUCAUGUAUUUGAAAUUCUUCCAGCAUUUUAGAAAACAWCUAAGGUUUACGUUUUAAUAAUAUUUGGUGCAGGGGAUGUCUUCUUUUUGACUUGCUUCUCUGUUAUUCUUAAACAUUAAAAAUAAAAAUUGUUUAUAGAAAAGUG